AGGUAAGGGCUGAGGUUUAAAAAACAAAAAUAAAACCCGAGGGAAGCCGAGGCCUAGUGGCAGUAGUGGGUCAGAGAAAUUGUUGAGGAUCCCUACUACCACAUAUCCCGGAGACUCAGGCCCUUCAUCUACAACGCUCCAGAUCGUGAGGGUCUUCAGGUUCCUGUUGCAGUGUCGCUCUUGGGGCACGAUACUCCCUGUAUUGGAAGGAUCACGCUUUAUUAACCAGAGAAGAGGAGCCAGUCCAUCAAGGGGGUCACUGAGACAAAUGAGCGCGCAGCCUGUUAUUUCAACCUACCCCCAAGAGAGCACCGGUCAGAAUGGAGUGAGCGGUGCCUCGCUCCAGAACACCAGCACUGGCAGUGGGAGCAUCAAUGCCCGCCAAGUGCCACAACUCAGCCCACUCAACCCCACAGGGGGUGGCAAGGCCAUGGCGCCGAGCAAACAGAGCAAGAAGAGUGCAGUGCACAACAAGGAGAGCGAGGAGUACCGGCAGCGGCGCGAGCGCAACAACCUGGCCGUCAGGAAGAGCAGGUUAAAGAGCAAACAGAAGGCACGCGACACGCAGCAGAGAGUUGACGAGCUGAAGGAGGAGAAUGAGAGGCUCGAAGCAAAGAUCAAACUGCUCACCAAGGAACUGAGUGUCUUAAAGGAUUUGUUCCUGGAGUACGCACAUAGUUUUUCUGAUAAUGGGCACCCCUCAUUUACUGAAGGCACUGGAUCUGAGCAGGAGACUGGCAAUGGGGAGCAGUAGGCUGGGGGCAGACACCCAAAGAAAUCUUACAGAGAGGGGCCUUUACCUCAGACUCUCUAAUUUAAGGUUUCAUUGCACAAUGAUGCUUCUGUUGCCGAAAUUCCUGUCGCUUCGUGCUUGUGGUUGGAAGGAACUCGAGGCCUUGAUGCAACAGAAGAAUUGACUGUGUCCAAAUCACGAGCACACUCAAAACUGACAGAUAGCACUAGCACCAAUUCCCGUCAAGCUGCCAAAUGUCCUUCCCUCAUCCUCUCGAUUUUCUCCUCAUUCUUUCAUUACACUGAAGGGACGGUAUCAGGGCUGUCCAUUCCCAAGUGUGUCCAUAUCCCAUUUCAUCUCGUUCAUUUUACUGGGUGAAAACUUGUGAGCUGCAGUGAUCCACAGCAGAGAGAUCUCACACUGGGUUGCUAACGUUGGCAGAACAGAAGGGGGCGGAGAGGCUCAUACUGGGUACUGAGCCCCAUUUCACUGUUUGCUCGCGUUGGCAGAACAGACCAGGGUAGAGAGAUCUCACACUGGGUACUAACCCCCUCUUCACCGUCUCCUUAUGGUAGCUUAGUCGUUAGUGCAACACUGUGACAGCUCAGGGUGUUCAGAGUUAAAUCCUUGUGUCCUCUGUUGGGAGUUUUUGCAUCUGCUCCAUGACAUGCAUGGGUUUCCUCCCACAGUCCAAAGAUGUACUGGUUAGUAGGUUAAUUGGGCAAUGUAAGUUGUCCCAUGAUUAGGCUAGGGUUAAGUCAGAGAUUGCUGGCACUGCAGAUGAAAGGGUUGGUAGGGUGUGUUCCACGCUGUAGCCCUAAAUAAAUAAAUAGACCAGGAUAGACAGGUUCCACACUGGGUACUGAGCCCCAUUCCUCAAGGUUUGAUCGCACUGGUGGUACAAACCAGAACUGGCAGACCUGCAAUUGCUGCAUCACGAGGCUCUCCAUCUGCACUGUUGGCCAGUUCAAGCACUUCUCAGCACUUGGCUUGUCCAGAUAGUGAAGCUGUCUGGACUUGCUGGGUUGUUGAUGGAGGCAACUGGGCUAGUUGAAUGAGAUGGUGGGAAGUUACUGGGGGAUCGGUGGUGAUAUCACUUCUAGAUUUGUAUGCCUGGAGAUGUUUGGGGCCUGAUGUAAGGUUCUGCCCAGACGUAAUGUUGCUUCAGCUUCCAUUAUAUCUGUGUUACUCAUUGAAACCCCUACAUGUGCCUCCUUUAUUACCACAUCCCAGCAGUUUCCUUUCUAACAAGUUGCUGCUUAUCCUGACAGAUUUCCUGAUCCUGGAAAUUAUACCCUCAGAAGCAGCAGACACUGCAUUAAAAUCCCUUCGCUCGAUCUGUUUUGGUCGUUGUGUUCUUUUAAAGUUUGUGUUAGAACCCAAAUAAUUCCUUUGUGUAAGCGAAUCAGAAAAAUCAAAUUUUAAUGUGUGCUUUCAAAUAACAGAAUGAACUGGCAAGGAUACCAUAUGCUGGACAAUUUAAACCUAUUCUAUCCAUGCUGAUUAAGGUGAGUGAUGCAAUCUUCAGUUGUAAGAAUGGAGAUUAAAAUACUAAUGUUCACAAGGGUAUUUCUAUCUGUGACAUUGUUUGCAUUGGGCAGUAAGUCUGGGCCAGCGAGCUAGGCACCUCCACUGGUGAUUACAGUUUAGUCUCUACAUUUACAUGGUCCUGCCUUAUAGUAACUAUUGACCAUAUCACAUUCACCAGGAUGUUGCCUGCAUUUCUGAGACCUCAGUUACAGGAAGAGAUUGGAUUGGCUGGGCUCGUUUUUACUGGAAUAAAGGCUGAGAGGUGACCUGAUAAAGCUACACUUAAUUUCAUUUAUUUAGAGGUACAGCACAGUAACAGGCUGUGUCAACCCAAUGAGCCUGCAUUGCCCAGUUACACCCCUGUGACCAGUUAACCUACUGGCCUGUACAUCUUUAGAAUGCGGGAUGAAACCAGAACACUCGGAGGAAGCUCACACAGUCACAGGGGAAAUGUACAAACUACUUACAGACAGCAGUGGAAUUAACCCAGGUCACUGGGGCUGUAAAGCAUUACGCUAACCACUGUUUUACCAUGCCACCCUGCAGAGUCUAACAUAAAAUUGUAAGAGGCAUAAAUAGGUUAGAUAGAAUGUUUUCAUCUCAUGGUGGUGGUUGCCAUGAUAUCUGAUGAUGGUCUGUGUGGGAGAGUUCUUAAAGUGGAAAAGCCAUUGCACUGGGCCUGUUCCACUCUUCAGCUUGGAAGUCCAGUUGCAGUGGUACGGGUAGUCAUCACAACUGGGGUCUUCCUUGACUGCAGGAGAUGACAGUGACUUCUGUGCUUCAUCAUGCCCGUCGCUCUUCACAGAACAUUGCAGAUCUGCCUUCCUGGCCAUUAGAUCUCACCUGCCCAGUUUGCCAGAGCUGACAUAGACACGGCCCUAUCUCACCGGGGUACAAGUCCUGCCGGUUACCCUCAACUGGUUUAGUCUGCCUGUCUUUGGAAUGUGGGAUGAAGCGGUGUAUUGGGGUGUGACCGCUGUUGCAUGCAAAGAACCAUAGUCGAGAGCUGAGUGUAACCUCAAGGAAGGGAUAUCCGAACAAGAGGACAGAGAUUUAAGGUGAGAAAAAUAGAGUGGCUGAUAUCCAGAACUCGCUGUUAGAAGACAAAGUGGAAUAAGGUACAAAGUGACAUUCAAACAGGCAAGGCAUAGAAGGAUGUGGUCUUCAUGGGAGUAAAUGGGAAAAGGCCAAUGAAACAAUUAAUCACCCUCGAAUCUAUGUGGAUAUCUAGCUAUAUCUUGGUCGAGGUAGUUGCAAUUAUGGCCACCAAAAUUGGAGUCUGCACUGUGCAGAGAAGGUCUCUCAGCAUUUUCAUCUGGGGGAAGUUAUAGAGAUGGCAAGGAGCACCACUAUGGAGGGGUCUGGUGAGAAUAUUAAAACUGUGAAGCAAAAGCUAGUGUUGACUGAGUAAGGCUGAGGGGUAGGAGCUGGGUGGGCAGUUCCAGUGGGCUCAGACUGACCAAUAGCCUGGAUGUUCUGUGACUCCACAAACUCAAUCAGUGUCCAGCACCAGUGGUCAAUAAUACAACAGCUAAUUCUCCUUUCACGGCCACCCUCACUGGUGGAUGGCAGAUCAGUAGGGUUUCUCCUGGCAACUUCAAAAACCAGAGGUUAGUUUCCAGGGAACAGGAAACAGAUCUCUCCCACCACAAACUGCUGAACAGGGCCAUGGGAUCCUCCGAAUGUCCAGUCAGUGCAACAACACCCCACAAUGUCUAGGGAAUGCAAGAAGUGUGAGUCAUAAAACAAUCAAGGAUCGUCUUGACACAUUCUGAUUGUCAAAAUCUUAUGUAAUAAAAGUUCCUCAGCUGGUUUUACAGUUUUUAGAGAACAGAAGUUUACAGAUUGUGAAAGAAGUGUUUGAAUUUCUGAUGUUUUUAUCAAAGGCAUAUCUUGGGAGUCCGAGAAGACCCAAUCUGUGGAUAAUUACUCUGUUCCCCAGAGUGUUGCAGUGCUGGCUUGGACGUGAUCGAGUCCAAGAAACAAACUGCGUGGAGCCAGAGGGAUGGUCAAUGCUUGAGGUCCAAGCCCUGCAUCUUUUUAUUUGUAAUUUAUUUUCUAUUGAAGUUCAUCAUCAAACAUUUCCAUAAGACGUAUUUCAGAUAUUGUACAUAUAUAUCAUAUAAUCAUAUUUGCCUCAAAUCUCCACAUCAUAUUUAUCUGAGGUAUACACCUAUAGAAAACAGAGGAAAGAAAGAACAAGCAAAAGGAGAAAACUAUGUACAAGUAGAGAGUGAUCUUUUUUACAACAUUUUCAUUGAUUUGUGAGAAUAAAAUCAGGCCUAUGAGGUGUUAUGUAGUUAAACCAUUUUUCCCAGUAUGAAUCAAAUUGUUCCAACUUAUGAUUAACAGAUGCUGUUAUCUUCUCCAUUUUGUAAAUGUCCAUCAUAAUUUCCAUCCGUGUGUUUAAAGUUGGGCUCUCCUGUGAUAACCAUUUCCUGGUAAGAGUCUUUUUACCAGCCACCAGCAGUAUAUUCAUUAAAUAUUUAUCUCUUUUCAACCAUCCUUGAGGUACAUACCCAAAAUAUAUGGUCUUGGUUUCUAAAGGUAUUUCACAUUUAAAAAUGUCUUGUAGGGCUUUGUGUAUCCCACUCCAAUAGUCUUUGAUAAUGGGGCAAUCCCAGAAAAUAUGAUAAUGGUUUGCAUUUUGAUUUCCACAAUUUCUCCAGCAAACAGGGAGGUUAUUAUCAUAAUGGGAUUUCUGAGAGGGUGUAAUAAUAUAUCUUAUCAAGUUUUUCCACCUGAACUCCCUCCAUUUCUGUGAACUGGUAUACUUCCAUUGAUACCUCCAUAUUACUGUCCAUUCUUCCUCAGAUAUAAUUAUCCCUUCUUCCUUUUCUCAUUUUGUUUUAACGUGUGAAGUUGAAUGAGUUUUAAGAUUUGACAAACCCUUAUACACGCUUGAAAUGAUUCUACUACCGUUAUCUGAAUCAUAUGCUUUUCUAAAUAGCUCUAUCAAACACGUGCUUGCCUUGGUUACAUUUUUAACCCUCCUGUUAACAUACUGUUGCAUCUGUAGAUACCGAUAAAAAUCUUGUUUUUCUAAUAAGUGUUUCUCUUUGAGCAUUUCAAAACUGAACAGUGUUCCUUCUUUCAUUAUAUUGCAAAGAACUGUUAUUCCUUUAGCUGUCCAGUCCUUAAAUCUAGCAUCCAGUUUAUUCGGCGUAAAAUCCGAGUCAUAUGCACACCAUUUAACAAUUGCAAUAUCUCCCUCUAGCUUAUAUUCUUUUAUAAUAGUUUUCCAUAUUUUAAGAGUCAAUUUCACCCAUGGAUUAUCAAUAGUAUUUAUGUACCUUUGUAGGUUGUUAUCAGCCAAAAUUGCCUGUAUGGGGAUGGGAGGUAUCCCCUCCUCAAUGUUUUUCCAUUGAGCAUCAUAUGAUGGGUUGCACCAACAUAUCACAGCUCUCAACUGUGCUGCAAAAUAAUAAUCUCUAAGAAAAGGUAGGCCCCAUCCCUGCUUUUCCUUGGCUAAUUGCUAAGUUUUGAGACGAACUCUAGGCCUUACCUUGCCAUAUAUAUCUUGAUAACAUUUUAUUCCAUUCAUUGAAUUGAUUCUGAUUAAUCUAUAUUGGUAGGGUCUAAAAGAGAUAUAAUAGUCUGGGCAUUAUAUUCAUUUUAAUAGAUUCAAUCCUUGGACUGAGACUAAAAAAAGGAAUUAGGUUCCAUCUUGCUAUAUCUUCCUUAAUUUUUUUAUAUAUAGGCUGAUAAUUGCAUUCUGAUAAUUUUGCCAAAUUUUUUGGCUUGAUGCCCAGAUAUUUGAAAGACUCUGUUUGCCAUGCCCAGGGAUAUGUACUUUCAAUUUCUCUUGGUGGGCUAUAGUUAUGUGAAAGUAAUUGGGUUUUAUCUAUAUUGAUCUUGUAUCCUGAUAAUUGAUCAUAUUGUUCAAAGGAUUGCAUCAAUUUAGGUAAAGAGUAUAUUGGUUGCCCUAGAUAGAUCAAAAUGUCAUAUCUGCGUAACAGGCCAAUUUAUGCUCUGUCCCUUUAAUAGUAAUUCCCCUGAUAUCUUCAUUUUGUCUGAUGUAUUGAGUAAUGGUUCCAGAUAUAAUGUGAAGAGUAGUGGUGACCAUGCACAACCCUGUCUUGUGCCCCUUUCUAGGGUAAAACUAUUUGAUAAAUAUCCAUUGAUUUUAAUCCUAGUAGUAGGGUUGUCGUAUAGUGCCUGUAUAGUUUUAAUAAUUGUUUCAUGGAAACCAAAUCUAUGUAAAACUCCGCAAAAAGAAUUCCAAUUAACCGAAUCAAAUGCCUUUUCAGCGUCCACACUUAUCACUAUUGCUUCUAUUUUAUUUUUUUGUAUAUGAUCCAUAAUGUGAAGCGUCCUUUGUAUAUUGUCUUGUGUUUGGCGUUGUUGCGUAAAACCUGUCUGAUCCUUAUGUAUCAGUAUGGGUAGAAACUCUUCUAAUCGUUUGGCCAUGAUGGAGGUAUAUAAUCUAUAAUCUACAUUAAGAACGGAUGUUGGUCUGAAUGACCCACAUUCCAUUUUAUCUUUGCCUUCUUUUGGUAUAGCUGAGAUUAUCGCUUCCUUCCAGCUGGGUGGCAUUUGUGCCUUUUUUAGAGCCCAGUUCAGUGUGGGGAGUAAGCCAGGAAUUAACUCAUUUUUAAAUUCUUUGUACCACUCUGCCGUAUACCCAUCUGAACCUGGUGACUUGCUUAAUUUAAGCCUGCUAAUUGCAGCUUUUAGUUCAACUUCAGUUAUGUCAGCAGUCAUUGUUCUAUUUUGCUCUUUGCCUAAAGUGGGUAACUCAGAGAAUUCAGGAAAGUGCCAAUUUGGGCUAUGCUUCCCCCUGGAACUUUGGAAUAUAGUUUUGUAAAACACUUCAAAAGCUUCUUGAAUUUCACUUAGCUUAUUUUUUUUAUCAUUUUGGUUCUUAGAUCCCUAAUUCUAUGAAUUGUAUUUUUUGCUAUCUUUUUCUUCAGUUUCCACGCCAGUAUAAACAUAGACUUAGAUCCACUUUCAUAAUGUCUCUGUUUCGGAAUCAUUAAAUUUUUCCUGAUUUCUUGCGUAGCCAAACUAUUAAUUUCAUUCCUAGUUUUUAAAAUUUCCUCUAAUGUAUCCUGUGCCAAAUUCAAUUUGUUUUUUUUUUCUAGUUCCUUCAGCCUAUUUUGUAAUUCCUCUAAUGUUUUAUUCCUUAUUUUUUUCUUGUAUGAAGAUAUCGCUAUAAUUUUCCCUCUUAAGACAGCCUUCAGAGUAUCACAUAGAAACCUCUCCAUCAUCAUUGAAUUCUAAGUAAAGACCAAUUUCUUUUUUAAUUUGUUCCUUAAAGUAGGGAUUAUUGAGUAGACUUGAAUUUAGUUUCCAAAUAGUAUUCUUUGGUUGUAGGUCAAAAUCAAUAGAUAAAUAUAUAGGUGCAUGGUCACUUACAUCUAUUGUCCCAAUUCCACAGGUGUUUAUUUCAUCUUUGUCUUUUCCAAAUGUUAUGAAAUAGUCUAUUCUUGUAUAUACAGAAUGGGGGCAGAAUAAUGAGUGUAAUCCCUUCUGUUGGGGAAAAGGUCCCUCCAUAUAUCAAUUAAACCAACAUCCUUCAAAAGUGUAUUAACUCUCUUAUGUAAGGAUUUUGUUUCAAAGGUUUUUCUAUUGAAAGAGUCUAACUUUGGUUGUAAUUGUAAAUUUAAGUCUCCCCCACAUAUCAGGAGACCUUCUGUUUCCGUUACCGUAAUAUCAGUAAUUUUCUGAAAGAAACUAAUAUCACUUCCUGGGGGAGCGUGUAUAUUCAAUAGAGUAAUUGAAUUUCCACCUAUAUUCCCCCUUACCAGAAUAUAUCUGCCCUCCUUAUCUCCCAUUUCGAAUACUUUUUCAAAAUUUAGCUUGCUUGAGAUAAGAAUAGCAACUCCUCUCCUAUGUCCUGAUUUAUAUGAGGAGAAAAAUGAAUUAGUGAAGCCCAUUCUCUUUAGUUUUCCAUGCUCAUUAUUGCUUAAGUGAGUUUCCUGUAAAUAUACUACAUGGGCUUAUUCUUUUUUAAUUUUGGAUAGAAUUUUACUGUGUUUGAUUGGAUUUAACAGCCCAUUGACAUUAAAAGAAAUGAAUUUUACUUUGUCCUUAGCCAUGUGUAUUUAUCUGUUAAUAUAUCAUUGAAAUUAGCAGAAUAAAGCUUAAUCAAUCUACUCCCUGAACAAAUAAGAACCAAGAAAAGCGAAUAAUAAAAAGGUUACGAAGGUGUGAUUCCAAGGCUGAGGUCUCGAGUAGAUGACCUUAAGUUAGGCUGGAGGAAUCGUCUAGCCGUGGGGGAUCGCCCCUCCUCCCUGUGAGUUGGGGACCCUCAUUACAGUACCCAUAAAAGUAAGUGAACAAGCCUAUGUCCAUUACACAGAGAAGAUUUCCCUGUGUAUUCCUCUCAUAUAGAUAUUUUCAUUUAGUUGGGGGGAAAGGAGUGAAUGAAUGAAUUUUAAAAAAUUGAGUAAUAUAAGAUCCAUAUUAUAAUAAGUAUUUCUUGAAAUAGGUAUAGCACUGUCUAUUUUUGCUUCCGUUUAUCUUAUCAACACUUUUAAAGUUAGCCAAACCUUAUGGCUCUUCUGGAUGGGGUGAGGGCUGUCUUUGGAAAACUCAGUCUCUUCCUGAUAUUCUCUCGCCCUCCUCCUGUCCCCUGCUUUCUUGGUUCUGUUACUAUUUCCCAAGCAGAUCGGGAUAACUGCUCAGCCAGGCUUUCCCUCAGUUUGAUAAGCCCUGCAUCUGAGCUGUGCUCUCAGCCACGCAGCCUAUCAUCGCACUUGGCCUUGCCCUUCUCAAGGAGAAACUUACUACCCUGAUCCGGAGCCAGUCUGAACACUGUGGGAAUAUGGAGCUAUGAUUGAGGUAACCCCACUAUGGGCACCUGGAGCAUUGAGAAAGGAGGCUGGUGUAGGAUUGAAGAUUAGCUUUAUUUAUCACAUGUACAUUGAAACAUGGUGCCACAGUAGUUGACAUAACACUUUACAGUGUCCUUGAUUAGCAAUUGGGGUUCAAUUCCCAUUUCUGUCUGUUAGGUGUAUUGUCACGUACCCUGUGACGGGAAUAAAGAACCAGCAGAGAUGGAAAACACUUUGGAGUCCAGUAUUGCUAUAAACUAUUUAUUAGUAACUACGCAAUACAGUAAUAUAAAUGUAGAUAAAUCAAACAGGUUAGCAAUGGUUUUACAUAUAUAAGUGAGUAUAUCAGUAAGUGUGGAAAUAUAUGUAUGAAAAACCAAGCUUCUUUAAGCCUAGGGUAAAAAGAUACAGUCUUACGAUGAUGAGUAAAGUUCAGUUCAGUUCAAUUAGUGGUAUUCAGUUGAGUGAUGCAGAGAGAGGGAGAGAUUUGAGUCUUCGGGUGAGCUGACGUCGUUGAUCUCAUUGUCCUUUGAAAUCCUUUAAAAGUCACCAACUGUGACUUUAACAAAGGGGACAGGUUUUCUGUGGUGGAGCUAUCCCCCAGGUGAGGGUGGACACGUGGACAACUCCCCACCAGUCAACCCUUUUCCUCCUUCCACUGCAAGAGCAAUGGAUCAAUCGGCCUGAUCCAUCCUCCAAAACCCACUUUUCCUGUGGGCACAACAAUGCUCAUUCAGUGUCCAAAACAUGUGUCCGAGGUCUGUAAUAUCUGACCUCCUAUUUAUCUCACCGUACUGGAUACCAGCUGUCAUUCAAAUAACUCCUCCUUCCACUCUCUGUAAGAAAAUCACAAGCAGGCGAACUGUCCUUGAGAAGUAUCAACACGCUGCCAAAAAUCAUAACAUUGAGUGUCCAUCAAAUAACGCCCUCAGUCAACAUAGCAACUUACGAGCUGCUUGGUGCUGUCUCCAACUCAGCAGAAAUCCAAAAGUUACUUCCAGUGCCUUAAAGUGACAGUCCAACAGUUAGUCUUUGUCUCUAUCUCUCUUUUACAAACAAACUGUUGGUGUUAAAUAACUCUUUCUUCUCAAAAGCACAAUUAAUAGGGGUAAAUGAGCACAGUUCAUAGGGGUAAUUCAGGAUCCCGGCACAGUAUGUUCUACUCAUGACAACAUGGGUUUCCUCUGGGUGCUCCAGUUUCCUCCAGGUUAGUAAGUUGUGAGCAUAGUAUGUCGCCGGGACCGGACGGGAUGGACCCCAGGCUACUGUGGGAGGCAAAGGAGGAGAUUGCUGAGCUUCUGGCGAUGAUCUUUGCAUCAUCAAUUGGGAUGGGAGAGGUUCUGGAGGAUUGGAAGAUUGCAGGUGUUCCCUUAUUCAAGAAAGGGAGUAGAGAUAGCCCAGGAAAUUAUAGACCAGUGAGUCUUACUUCAGUGGUUGGUAAGUUGAUGAAGAAGAUCCUGAGAGACAGGAUUUAUGAAUAUUUAGAGAGGUAUAGUAUGAUUAGGAAUAGUCAGCAUGGGUUUGUUAAGGACAGAUUGUGCCUUACGAGCCUGAUUGAAAUUUUUGAGGAUGUGACUAAACACGUUGAUGAAGGAAGAGCAGUAGAUGUAGUGAAUAUGGAUUUCAGCAAGGCAUUUGAUAAGGUACCCCAUGCAAGGCUUAUUGAGAAAGUAAGGAGGCAUGGAAUCCAAGGGGACAUUGCUUUGUGGAUCCAAAACUGGCUUGCCCACAGAAGGCAAAGAGUGGUUGUAGACGGGUCAUAUUCUGCAUGGAGGUCGGUGACCAGUGGUGUGCCUCUGGGAUCCAUUCUGGGAGCCUUACUCUUCGUGAUUUUUAUAAAUGACCUGGAUGAGGAAGUGGAGGGAUGGAUUAGUAAGUUUGCUGAUGACACAAAGGUUGGGGGUGUUGUUAAUAGUGUGGAGGGCUGUCAGAAGUUACAGUGGGACAUUGAUAGGAUGCAAAACUGGCACUGAGGUUGGACCCUCAGAAGGGGAGGAGGGAAGAGAGGACAGCGGUAGUGAUAGGGGAUUCUAUAGUCAAGGGAGCAGAUCGGAGAUUUUGUGGGGGAGAUCGGGAGUCUCGGAUGGUAUGUUGCCUCCCUGGUGCCUGGGUCCGGGACAUCUCAGAUUGGGUGCAGGUUAUUCUCGAGAGGGAGGGCAAGAAACCAGAUGUUGCGGUCCAUGUAGGGACCAACGACGUGGGUAGGAAGAGUGAGGGGGUCCUGCGUAGUGAGUUCAGGGAGGUGCGAAGCUGAAGGGCAGGACCUCCAGGGUAACAAUCUCAGGAUUGCUACCUGUGCAACAUGCGAGUGAGGCAUGGAAUAGAAGGAUUAUACAGAUCAAUACGUGGCUGAGAGGAUGGUGCAGGAGGGAGGGCUUCAGAUUUUUAGAUAAUUGGGCUUUGUUCCAGGGAAGGUGGGAUCUGUUCUGACGGGACCGUUUACACCUGAACUGGAGGGGUACUAACAUUCUUGCAGGAAAGUUUGCUAGUGCUGCUUGGGGGGGGGGGGGUUUAAACUAAAUUUGCAAGGGGCAGGGAUCCAGAAUGUGAGAGAGGAUAGCGAGAUGAAGUAUAAAGGACAGGUGGGGACUACACGGUUCCGGAAUAUUAAGUGUGAAGUAGAGAAAGGUGAGGCGGAACGAGUGAUAAGGAGGAUACAUGUGUGGAGGGAUGGUCUGACGGAGCAUGGAGUUAAAUGUGCAGAAAGAGUAAGUAAAUAUAAGAAGGACAACAAAAUUCAAGGGGCGUAUAGCCCAGUGAGAGUUCGGGGAGCUGGGUUAUGCACAAUAGGCUGUGAUUUAAACAGAGAGAGGAGAAAUGGAUUAAAAAUUCUAUAUCUGAAUGCGCGAAGUGUCAGAAAUAAGGCGGAUGAGCUUGAAGCUCAGGUGCGAAUGGGUAACUAUGAUAUUGUUGGGAUAACGGAGACAUGGCUGCAGGGGGAUCAGACCUGGGAAUUGAAUGUACAGGAGUAUACGUGCUAUCGAAGGGACAGAAAGGUGGGCAGAGGGGGUGGGGUGGCCCUGUUGGUGAGGAAUGAGAUUCAGUCCUUUGCAAGGGGGGACAUAGAAUCAGGAGAAGUAGGGUCAGUGUGGAUAGAACUGAGGAACAGUAAGGGCAAAAAGACCCUAAUAGGUGUUAUCUACAGGCCCCCAAACAAUAGCAUGGAUAUUGGGUGCAAGUUGAAUAGGGAGUUAACAAUGGCAUGUGGCAAAGGAAAUGUCGCAGUAGUUACGGGGGAUUUCAACAUGCAGGUGAACUGGGAAAAUCAGGUUGGUACUGGACCCCAGGAUAGGGAGUUUGUAGAGAUGCAUUUUUGGAGCAGCUUGUAUGAGAGCCGACCAGGGAUAAGGCUAUUCUGGAUUUAGUGUUGUGCAAUGAACAGGAUUUGAUAAGUGAUCUUGAAGUAACGGAGCCAUUAGGAGGUAGUGAUCAUAAUAUGAUAAGUUUUUAUCUGCAAGUUGAGAGGGAUAAGGGCAGAUCAGAAGUGUCAGUAUUGCAGUUGAACAAAGGAGACUAUGGAGCUAUGAGGGAGGAGCUGGCCAAAGUUGACUGGUCGGAUAUCCUAGCAGAAAAGACAGUGGAACAGCAAUGGCAGGUAUUCUUGGGAAUAAUGCACAAGGUGCAAAAUCAGUUCAUCCCCUGGAGAAGGAAGGAUUCAAAGGGGGGAAAGUGGCCACAGUGGUUGACAAAGGAAGUCAGAGAUAGCAUAGCAUUAAAAAAGUAUAACAGAGCUAAGGUGAGUGGGAAGACGGAUGAUUGGGAAACUUUUAAGGAGCAACAGAACUUAACUAAAAAGGCAAUACGGGGAGAAAAAAUGAGGUAUGAACGCAAGCUAGCUAGGAAUAUGAAGGAGGAUAGCAAAAGUUUUUUUCGGUAUGUGAAGAGAAGGAAGAUAGUUAAGAACAAUGUUGGGCCCUUGAAGAAUGAAUUGGGAGAAAUUGUUAUGGGAAACAGAGAAAUGGCAGACGAAUUUAAUAAGUACUUUGGAUCUGUCUUCACUAGGGAAGACACAAGCAAUCUCCAGAUGUAUGGAUGGGCCAAGGACAUAGGGUAACAGAGGAACGGUAACAGAGGAACUGAAACAGAUUGACGUUAGGAAGGAAACGGUGAUGAGUAGACUGAUGAGACUGAAGGCUAACAAAUCCCAGGUCCAGAUGGUCUGCAUCCUAGGGUACUAAAGGAGGUGGCUCUGGAAAUUGAGGAUGCAUUGGUGAUCAUUUUCCAAUGUUCCUUAGAUUCAGGAUCAGUUCCUGAGGAUUGGCGAAUGGCUAAUGUUAUCCCACUUUUUAAGAAAGGAGGGAGGGAGAAAACAGAGAACUAUCACCCUGUUAGCCUAACAUCAGUAGUGGGGAAGAUGCUAGAGUCCAUUAUUAAUGAUGAAAUAGCGGCAUAUCUUGAUAGCAGUAAUGGGAUUGGGCUGAGCCAGCAUGGAUUUACCAAGGGCAAAUCAUGACUAAUCUACUGGAGUUUUUCGAGGAUGUAACCAGGAAGAUAGACGCGGGAGAUCCAAUGGAUGUGGUGUACCUUGACUUUCAGAAGGCAUUCAAUAAGGUACCACAUAGGAGAUUGGGGCAUUGGGGGGGAGAAUAUUGACAUGGAUAGAAAACUGGUUGGCAGAUAGAAAGCAAAGGGUGGCAGUGAAUGGGUGUUUCUUGGAAUGGCAAGUGGUGACUAGUGGGGUGCCACAGGGCUCGGUAUUGGGACCACAGCCGUUUACGAUUUA
Molecule: messenger RNA, 13765 nt
Organism: Mobula hypostoma (lesser devil ray)
Lineage: Eukaryota; Metazoa; Chordata; Chondrichthyes; Myliobatiformes; Myliobatidae
Gene: cebpg
Product: CCAAT enhancer binding protein gamma
Exons: 3
Coding region: 269-754 (161 amino acids)
Biological process (GO): regulation of transcription by RNA polymerase II; DNA-templated transcription
Molecular function (GO): RNA polymerase II cis-regulatory region sequence-specific DNA binding; DNA-binding transcription factor activity, RNA polymerase II-specific
Source: RefSeq, a predicted model, not a curated record